Molecule: messenger RNA, 7154 nt
Organism: Microcebus murinus (gray mouse lemur)
Lineage: Eukaryota; Metazoa; Chordata; Mammalia; Primates; Cheirogaleidae
Source: RefSeq, a predicted model, not a curated record
CGGCCGGCGCGCGCGCGGAGUGCGCGAGGGGGAGCGCGCGGGCGGCCAGGCGCCGGGUCGCCGGAGGUGAAGCGUGGCUGGGAUGGCGGCGCGGGCCUGGCAGGCGCCGCCGCUGCUGCUCGCGCUCUCGGUGCUUCUGGCGCUGGGCCCCACCACCGCGGUGGCCAAGCUCAACAUCCCCAAGGUGCUGCUGCCCUUCACGAGGGCCACGCGCGUGAACUUCACACUGGAGGCCUCGGAGGGCUGCUACCGCUGGUCAUCCACCCGGCCCGAGGUGGCCAGCAUCGAGCCGCUGGGCCCGGCCGAGCAGCAGUGCUCCCAGCAGGCGGUGGUGCAGGCCCGCCUCACCCAGCCCGCCCGCCUGACCAGCAUCAUCUUCGCCGAGGACAUCACCUCGGGCCAGGUGCUGCGCUGCGAUGCCAUUGUCGACCUCAUCCAUGGCAUUCAGAUCGUCUCCACCACCCGUGAGCUCUACCUGGAAGACUCACCCUUGGAGCUGAAGAUCCAGGCUCUAGACUCUGAAGGGAACACCUUCAGCACCCUGGCUGGACUGGUCUUUGACUGGACAAUUGUGAAGGACACAGAGGCAGACAGGUUCUCAGACUCCCACAAUGCACUGCGAAUCCUCACUUUCCUGGAGUCUACGUACAUACCUCCCUCUUACAUCUCUGAGAUGGAGAAGGCAGCCAAGCAGGGCGACACCAUCCUGGUGUCUGGGAUGAAGACGGGUAGCUCCAAGCUCAAGGCUCGCAUCCAGGAGGCUGUCUACAAGAGUGUGCGCCCUGCGGAGGUCAGGCUGCUGAUUUUGGAGAACAUCCUUCUGAAUCCAGCAUACGAUGUCUACCUGCUCGUGGGGACUGCCAUUCGCUACAAGGUGCAGAAGAUCAGGCAGGGGAAGAUCGCAGAACUCUCCAUGCCUUCCGACCAGUACGAGCUGCAGCUUCAGAAUAGCAUCCCGGGCCCAGAAGGAGACCCAGCCCAGCCUGUGGCUGUCCUGGCUGAGGACACGUCGAUGGUCACUGCAGUGCAGCUUGGUCAGAGCAACCUCAUCCUUGGCCACAAGAGUUUUCGCAUGCAGGGUGCUUCUAGGUUACCCAACAGCACUAUCUACGUGGUUGAACCCGGAUACCUGGGGUUCACAGUCCACCCUGGUGACAGAUGGGUGCUCGAGACUGGCUGCCUGUACGAAAUCACCAUCGAAGUCUUUGACAAGUCUAGCAACAAGGUCUACCUGUCAGACAACAUCCGAAUCAAAGUGGUGCUUCCUCCUGAGUUCUUUGAGGUACUCUCGUCUUCCCAGAAUGGGUCGUACCAUCACGUCAGGACAGUGAAGAGGGGCCAGACAGCCAUCGACGCCACUCUCACAGCUGUGGUGGACCAGGACGGAGGGGUCCACACGCUACGUGUGCCCGUGUGGAACCAGCAGGAGGUGGAAAUUCACAUUCCCAUCACUCUCUAUCCCAGCAUCUUGACAUUUCCAUGGCAACCAAAGACAGGUGCCUAUCAGUAUACAAUAAAGGCCCACGGCGGCAGCGGGAACUUCAGCUGGUCUUCGUCAAGCUACACGGUUGCCACGGUCACUGUCAAGGGCGUGAUGACCACAGGCAGUGACACUGGCCUCAGCGUGAUCCAGGCACACGACGUGCAGAACCCGCUCCACUUUGGCGAGAUGAAGGUGUGUGUGAUUGAGCCCAGCAGUAUGGAGUUCACCCCAUGCCCGGUGGAGGCACGUGUGGGCCAGGCCCUGGAGCUGCCUCUGAGGAUCAGCGGAGUCAUGCCCGGCGGAGCUGGUGAGGUGGUCACCCUGAGUGACUGCUCCCACUUUGACUUGGCGGUGGAGGUGGAGAACCAGGGUGUGUUCCAGCCACUCCCAGGGAGGCUGCCACCGGGCUCUGAGCACUGCAGCGGUGUCAGGGUGACAGCCGAGGCCCAAGGCUCCACCACGCUCCUGGUGAGCUACAAACACGGCCACGUCCACCUGAGUGCCAGGAUCACCAUCGCUGCCUACCUGCCCCUCAAGGCCGUGGAUCCCUCCUCUGUUGCCUUGGUAACCUUGGGCUCCUCAAAGGAGAUGCUGUUUGAAGGAGGUCCCAGACCCUGGAUCCUCGAGCCCUCUAAGUUCUUCCGGAAUAUUACCUCGGAGGACACUGACAGCAUCAGUGUGGAUCUCUUUGGUGGUCCUGCCUCCCGGAAUUACCAGCAACACUGGAUCCUUGUGACCUGCCUGGCCUUGGGUGAGCAGGUCAUCGCCCUCUCAGUGGGGAACAAGCCCAGCCUCACCAACCCCUUCCCUGCGGCGGAGCCUGCUGUGGUGAAGUUUGUCUGUGCCCUGCCGUCCAGGCUCACCCUUGCGCCUGUCUACACCAGCCCCCAGCUGGACCUGUCCUGUCCGCUGCUGCAGCAGAACAAGCAGGUGGUUCCAGUCUCCAGCCACCAUGACCCCCUGCUGGACCUGGCUGCCUAUGACCAGCAGGGCCGGCGAUUCGACAACUUCAGCUCUUUGAGCAUCCACUGGGAGUCCAGCAGGCCACUGCUGGCCAGCAUUGGGCUUGAUCCACCCAUGCGAUUGGUGUCCCAGGACGAUGGGAGCGGCCAAAAGAAGCUGCACGGUCUGCAGGCCAUUUCAGUCCAUGAGGCAUCGGGAACCACAGCCAUCACUGCCACCACGACGGGCUACCAGCAGUCCCACCUCAGCACAGCCAGCGUGAAGCAGCAGCACGGCCCUCUCGUGCCCAUGUCGGCCUCCAUAGAGCUCAUCCUGGUGGAGGAUGUGAGGGUGAGUCCAGGAGAGGUGACCAUCUACAACCACCCUGGCAUCCAGGUGGAGCUGAACGUCAGAGAAGGCUCCGGAUACUUCUUCCUCAACACGAGCACUGCAGACGUCAUCACGGUGGCCUACCAGGAGGCCAGGGGAGUCGCCAUGGUUCACCCUUUGCUCCCGGGCACAGCGACCGUCAUGAUCCACGACUUGUGCCUCACCUUCCCAGCCCCAGCAAAGGCCAUGGUUUACGUCUCAGACAUUCAGGAGCUGUACGUCCGCGUGGUUGACAAGGUGGAGAUUGGGAAGACAGUGAAGGCACACAUCCGCGUGCUGGACUUCUACAAGAAGCCUUUCCUGGCCAAAUACUUCCCGUUCAUGGACCUGAAGCUCCAAGCAGCCUCCCAGAUUGUCACGUUGGUGGCCCUCGAUGAAGCCCUCGACAGCUACACCGCCACGUUCCUCGUCCACGGCGUGGCCAUUGGCCAGACCAGUCUGACCGCAAGUGUAACUGAUAAAGCCCGCCAGAGAAUCAGCUCAGCCCCACAACAGAUCGAAGUCUUUCCCCCGUUCAGAUUGAUGCCCAGGAAGGUGACGCUGCUUAUCGGGGCCACGAUGCAGGUCACCUCCGAGGGCGGCCCCCAGCCUCAGUCCAACAUCCUUUUCUCCGUCAGCAACGAGAGCGCUGCGCUGGUGAGCAGCACCGGGCUGGUGCGGGGGCUGGCCGUUGGCAACGCCACCGUGUCUGGGCUCGUGCAGGCCGUGGAUGUGGAGACCGGCAAGGUGGUCACCGUCUCUCAGGAUCUCGUGGAGGUGGAGGUGCUGUUGCUCCAGGCGGUGAGGAUCCGUGUCCCUAUCACGCGGAUGAGGACAGGGACCCAGAUGCCUGUCUACGUCACUGGGAUCACCAACCACCAGAACCCUUUCUCCUUUGGCAAUGCUAUGCCAGGCCUGACCUUCCACUGGUCUGUCACCAAGCGGGAUAUCCUGGACCUCCGAGGGCGGCACCAUGAGGUGUCAAUCCGGCUCCCGUCACAGCACAACUUUGCCAUGGAUGUGCUGGGCCGGGUGAAAGGCCGCACUGGGCUGAGGGUGGUGGUCAAGGCUCUGGACCCCACGGCCGGGCAGCUGCGUGGCCUCGCCAAGGAGCUGUCUGACGAGAUCCAGAUCCAGGUAUUUGACAAGCUGCUACUGCUCAACCCCGGAAUAGAAGCAGAACAAAUCUUAAUGGCACCCAACUCAUUUAUGAAGCUCCAGACAAACAGGGAUGGUGCGGCCUCUCUGAGCUACCGUGUCCUGGAUGGGCCCGAGCAGGUUCCUGUCGUGCACAUUGAUGAGAAGGGCUUCCUGGUGUCAGGGUCUGUGAUGGGGACGUCCACAAUUGAAGUGACUGCACAAGAGCCUUUUGGGACCAACCAAACCAUCGUUGUUGGCGUAAAGGUGUCUCCUGUGUCUUACCUGAGGUUUUCCAUGAGCCCCGUCCUGCACACCCAGAACAAGGAGGCCCUGGCAGCCCUGCCUUUGGGGAUGACUGUGACCUUCACUGUGCACUUCCACGACAACUCUGGAGACGUCUUCCACGCUCACAAUUCAGUCCUCAACUUUGCCACUAACAGAGAUGACUUUGUGCAGAUUGGGAGGGGCUCCGCCAACAACACCUGCGUCGUCCGCACGGUCAGCGUAGGCCUGACGCUGCUCCGAGUGUGGGACACGGAGCACCUGGGCCUCUCCGACUUCGUUCCCCUGCCAGUCCAGCAGGCCAUCUCCCCAGAGCUGUCCGGAGCCUUGGUAGUGGGGGACGUGCUCUGUCUGGGCACUGUUCUGGUCAGCCUGGAAGGCCUCUCAGGAACCUGGAGCUCCUCGGCCCACAGCAUCCUCCACGUGGACCCCAAGACUGGCGUGGCUGUAGCCCAGGAUGCAGGAUCUGUGACGGUCUACUAUGAGGUCGCUGGGCACCUGAGGACAUAUAAGGAGGUGGUGGUCAGCGUCCCUCAGAAGAUCGUGGCCCGUCAGGUCCACCCCAUCCAGACCAGCUUCCAAGAGGCCACAGGCGCCAAAGUGAUUGUCACUGUGGGAGACGGAAGCUCUAACCUGCGUGGUGAGUGCUCCCCAGCCCAGAGGGAAGUCAUCAAGACCUUGCACCCAGAGUCCCUCCUGAGCUGCCAGCUGCAGUUCCAGCAGGCCGUCUCCGAUUUCCCAGCACGUGAUGUUCUCACCGUGGAGCCAGGCUUCGAUGCUGCUCUGGGCCAGUACCUCUGCUCGGUUGUCACGCGCAGGCUGACUGACAAGCAGCUGAAGCUCUUGAGCAUUCAGAAGACAGCUGUGGUGGUCACAGCCUCCCUCUCUGGCAGCCACUUCUCCACAGAGCAGGUCGGGGCCGAAGUGCCCUUCAGUCCAAGUCUCUACGCCGACCAGGCUGAAAUCCUUUUGAGCAACCAGUAUGCCAGCUCCGAGGUCAAGGUCUUCGGCACCCUGGAGGCCCUGGAGAGCUUGGAGGUGAAAUCCGGGUCCCCUGCCGUGCUGGUCUUCGAGAAGGAGAAGUCUUUCGGGCUUCCCAGCUUCAUCACAUACACGGUUGGGGUCUUAGACCCCACAGCCAGGAGCCAGGGCCCUCUGUCCACUGUCCUGACUUUCUCCAGCCCCACGACCAACCAGGCCAUCACCAUCCCGGUGACUGUGGCCUUCGUGAUGGAUCGCCGUGGACCUGGUCCUUACGGAGCCAGCCUCUUUCAGCACUUCCUGGAUUCCUACCAAGUCAUGUUCUUCACGCUCUUUGCCCUGCUGGCUGGGACGGCCGUCAUGAUCAUAGCCUACCACACAGUCUGUGCGCCCCGGGAGCUCAUGGUGCCUGCAGCCCUCACGGCCCGAGCCAGCCCUUGGCACAGCCCCCACUAUUUUGCUGCCUCCUCACCAGCAUCUCUCAACGCGCUGCCUCCUGCUCGCAAAGCCAGCCCGCCGUCUGGGCUGUGGAGCCCCGCCUACGCCUCCCACUAGCCCCAUAGGUGCUGGGACCGCCGGCAGCUCUGCAGGGACGGCCUGAGCCUCACCUGCUGCCCCUCUGGGACAGGGACACCCCUGCUGCAUUGAUGUUCUCGCUGGAGUGGGCCCCUCCAGGCCUGCACCCCGUCCCCAGGCCCACUUCCCCGCCCGUCUGUGCUGGUGGAGCUAGUGUCUAGGCCAUGCCCACUGGCGCAUGCAUAAAUGGAGGAGUUUUAAGUCUGUAUGGUUUUUUCCUCCCAAGUCUUGCGAAGCUGAGAGACUGGCUCAUUCCUGUCCGCAUGGUUGUCCAGGAUUUCUGGACAACGCUGUGUCUUUACUUUUCAGCCUCGCUGAAGUCCCUGCUCAAUACGCUGAGCAGUGACAGCUCUGGUCAGUCGUCUGCAGUUGACUUUGCUGCAGUGCUCUCAGGGAAAGGACUGCCUAAUUACUUUGGGAGGGAUGGCAUUUUUUUUUUUUUUCUGCUAUGAAAACUUACUUUUCCACUGGUCUGGAGGCUUCUAGGAAAUUUGGGGAGCAAAUGGACGUGAGUGCCCUGCGCCAGCCCCGCCACUACAGGGGAAGCCUCAGCAAGGCGAGAUGCCGGGAGAGCCCUGAGCUGACACAGGGCCACUUCCCCGCACGGGGCAGCUGUGAACAGAAUCCGCCUUCUGUGUUCCGUUGCUGCGUGAGCUGUCGCAACAUCUGGUCACCUUGGCUUCGUCCCCUCAGGGGUGUCCCGAGUGGGGGUCCCCUCUCUCUCCCUGUCCUGGCCUCUGCGUCAGCUCAGCGACAUGAGGACCAUCCCUAGGAGAACGUGCUUGAGGUGGUGGCAGGGAUCUCCCUUUCCAUGUGUGUGUUUUGAGAAGCCGCCACAUUCUGUGUCAACACAGACACCCAGUGUCAUUUGCUCGUCCUUUGUGUGUGACGCUCUAGCACCUCAGCGGACCCGACCGGUGCCUGCCUGUGUCAGCGGCUGCCUCUGCGGCGGCCACUUGCCGGGCCCAGGCCCCCAGGCAGCUUCCCAGCGUGGGCCGGCAGGCAGGGCGCUGGCGGUCUGGGGCCAGGGCAGGGCAGGCCACUCGUGAGACGCCUCUCCUAGCUCCUCGCAUAGAUCUGAGACUCAGGGACGCGGCCCCUGCUCCAGGCGGAGCCGCCGUGCCGCCCUCAGGGAGACCCAGAGACUCAGGCCCUGGAGCCGUCCACGUGCGGACACCGUGUGUAGAGGGUCCGGUCAGACUGAGGAUCACACUCGAAUCCACCCCAUCCAUCCUCCGGGCUGGCCACGCCACUGACUUGGCUGAGGCCGAAGGAAGGAAGAAGGUGCCUUGCGUCUCACUUGAGCGCAGACUGACAGCCUGGACGCACACCGGGGCCUUGCUGCUCGGUCUGUUUAAUAAAGCGCUGUGUCAUUUCUUGA